AUGAGCGAGCUCGGUGUUCCAGAGGCACCGGCCUCUGCGGAGGCUCCCGGCGGGCAGGAGAAAGCCAAGGCUGGGAAUUCCAAGAAGGUGGAGGAGGAAGAGGAGAUCGACAUCGACCUGAGCGCUCCCGAGACGGAGAAGGCGGCGCUCGCCAUCCAGGGCAAGUUUCGCCGCUUCCAGAAACGGAAGAAGGACUCGGGGCCCUGAGCGGCGCCCGCCUCUCUGGCGCGGCGCUUCCAGGGGCGCCGUCCGGCUCCGGCUC
Messenger RNA from Nothoprocta perdicaria, 262 nucleotides. RefSeq names its product Purkinje cell protein 4 like 1 (gene PCP4L1). The record is from RefSeq and is a predicted model, not a curated record. The coding region runs from base 1 to 207 and encodes 68 amino acids. NCBI's taxonomy places the organism in Eukaryota, Metazoa, Chordata, Aves, Tinamiformes, Tinamidae. The transcript is spliced from 3 exons.